Messenger RNA from Priapulus caudatus, 669 nucleotides. RefSeq lists its product as uncharacterized. The transcript is spliced from 4 exons. Lineage: Eukaryota; Metazoa; Priapulida; Priapulimorpha; Priapulimorphida; Priapulidae. The record is from RefSeq and is a predicted model, not a curated record. Bases 1 to 669 code for a protein of 222 amino acids.
AUGCCUGGCAGUCGAGGUUACAACUUAAACACGGCAUCACAGCCAGCGAGGCUGGAGCUGCCACAAACGUUGUUGAAGUGUUCAGCAGUGCCAACCAUCUUCUGUCAUCGCAGAUCACCACAGAUGAGAAAAUCUCCAAAGAAACGGCAUUCCACAUGCACUUCCGAGGCUCGUACAAGUGUACCCCUGGAUCCUGGCUGCUCGGAGCACAACUACUGUCUCUCUGUUUUUCCGGAAAAGGGGUCAAGUGCUUCUGAAGAUAGUACCACUGAUGCAGAUAGCACACAAGAGGAGAUGGUCCAAUGUGCAGAGAGCAGGCCACAGGUGGAAAUGCAGAGAAGAAUCAAGGAGCUCGAAAGCGAACUUCGCAAGACAAAACGAAAAUGCAGAGGAGUCAUGAAGGCCAAAGCAAGACAGGAGGCAAGGGUUUGUAGGAUCUUUGCAAAUGAUCAGAUACAGUCUCUGUCAAGAGGAGGCAUGAGAGGUGUAAAAUGGAGAGCAAGUACGGUAAAGAAAGCCUUGCAACUACGCUUUUCCUGUGGAUCCUCGGGGUACAAGCUUCUUCUCCAGCAGCACUAUCCUUUUCCAUCAGAAAGAACCCUGGUGAUAUGGUGGCGAGGUGAUAUGGCGAAUGCCCAGCUGCACAAAGAAUUUCUCGAACUCGCGUGA